This is a messenger RNA of Cannabis sativa, 1314 nucleotides long. RefSeq names its product diacylglycerol O-acyltransferase 3-1. The transcript is spliced from 2 exons. Lineage: Eukaryota; Viridiplantae; Streptophyta; Magnoliopsida; Rosales; Cannabaceae. The record is from RefSeq and is a predicted model, not a curated record. Bases 61 to 1263 code for a protein of 400 amino acids.
ACCAAAAUAAGCCACGUGUCAUAAGUGUUUAAAAUAUAUAUAUUUUUUUUUUGACAUGAAAUGAAAGAUAAGUGUUUAAAAUAUGAUUGCUUCCAAGGAAUUCUUUUCUUCUUCGACUUUCCUAAUUUGAAACGGAGUAGAAUUCAUUGUCUUCUCCACAAAACUCCAUCAAAUUCUUUCCGUUUUCUAGGGUUUCAAGCAGAAUCAGCAAUUUCAAUGGAGGUUUCCGGGUUCCUUCCUCGACGCGUGUCUUGCUUUUCCGGCGUUGCUACUACCGCCGUUCAAUCCUCCAAUCCGUCGGUUAGGGUUCCGGAUCAUCGAGUUUCUGGAGUUUCGUUCGGACUCAGAAGCACUCCCUCGGUUUUAAAGAGUGGGUUUUGCGAUUUGGGUCAUUUGGAGUAUUAUUCCAAAGCUACAAUUAGGUGUGGUGGUGGUGAGAAGAAGAAGAAGAAGAAGGAUAAGAAGGACAAGGUUAAGGAAAAGGGCUAUGGUGUACGAACCAUUGAGAAGAAAUUGAACUUGCUUGAGGCGUUGUCCAUCUCCAACAACUUCAACGCUUCUUCUGAUAUGGAUCAUCAAGUUCAGAACAACUUGAUUUCGGAAGCUGCAAAUGGAUUGCUUACCCAACUUGAACAGCUAAAAGCAGAGGAGAAGGAAUUGAAGAGAAAGAGGAAAGAAGUGAAAGCCAAGCUAAAAGCUGAACGAAUGGCAAGCAUGAUGGAUAGUGAAUCAUCAUCAUCAUCAUCAUCAAGUGACAGCGAAUGUGAUGAGGUGGUUGACAUGAACCAACUGAGGAAUGAACCUAUUUCUCAGCUAGUCCAAGAUAAUGACUUGCCACCAAUGCCUGAAGACUCACUGAAACUGCUGUUAUCCCUUUCGAGUUCAGUAACUACAAAUUCAACCGAUGCUUUGAUUCGCAAAGGCGUAAGCGAACUUGGCAGGCCAAGCACUAGUAGCUGUGGCAGUAUUGGGAAGGUGGUGGAGGUUUGCAUGGGGAAUAAGUGCAAGAAGUCAGGAAGUGCAGCUUUAGUCGAAGAAUUCGAGAGAGUGAUGGGCGCUGAGGGAGCUGUUGUGGGGUGCAAAUGCAUGGGCAAAUGCAAAUCUGGUCCUAAUGUUAGAGUUGUUAACAGGGCUGCUGAUGAAUCUGUUAGAAGUGUAGCCAAUCCUCUCUGUAUUGGAGUUGGUUUGGAGGAUGUAAAUCAUAUUGUGGCUAAUUUAUUUAGAGAUGAGACCAAUGAUUUGGGGUUGGCUGCAUCAGUUUAGACUGUAGAACUAGAUGAAUGUGAAUAGAGAAAUAGAUGUUUCCUUCAAAAA